Molecule: messenger RNA, 3075 nt
Organism: Exaiptasia diaphana
Lineage: Eukaryota; Metazoa; Cnidaria; Anthozoa; Actiniaria; Aiptasiidae
Product: protein O-mannosyl-transferase TMTC4
Exons: 19
Coding region: 73-2448 (791 amino acids)
Biological process (GO): protein O-linked glycosylation via mannose; endoplasmic reticulum unfolded protein response
Cellular component (GO): endoplasmic reticulum
Molecular function (GO): mannosyltransferase activity; protein binding
Source: RefSeq, a predicted model, not a curated record
UUCGCGCAUAAGUUUGAAUCAUGGCGUAGCGAGUACGAGGGUAGGAGAUGCUCUGAUUUCUACAAACCUACCAUGAAAGCCAGAGGAAGAACAACGGCAUUAAAUCUGAGGAGGAAAGGAUUGCGACAAGCUGAGGAAUCCACCAAGGAAACUCGUCAAAAUGGACAUGCGGAAUUUUAUUCAGGGAACGAUGAAGAAUGGACUUCACUACAUGACCAUAUACCCAUUCCAGUAUUCUCAUCUAGAACUGCAUCGUUCAUUAUAGCAAUCGUUUCCCUUGUUUGCUACUGGAAUACUUGCAGUGGAGACUUUGUGUUUGAUGAUUCUGAAGCUAUUAUAAACAACAAAGAUCUACGUCCGGAGAACUCAUUAUUGAACUUAUUUGUGCAUGAUUUCUGGGGAGGAACUCUCGCAGCUAAUGAGUCCCAUAAAAGUUAUCGUCCAUUAACUGUUCUUACAUUUCGAUUGAACUAUUGGCUUUCUGGAGGCCUGCAUCCUUGGGGUUUUCAUUUUGUCAAUGUUAUUCUACACGCUAUUGUAUCGAUUCUUUCCCUACGUGUAUUUGAUGAAGUGUUCGAGAAUUCAUCAUCAGCCGCUGGGGUGUCAAGAGAAAGCUUUCUAUCUGCAUUAAUAUUUGCGGUACACCCUAUACACACAGAGAGCGUUGCGGGUGUUGUCGGUCGUGCAGACCUCCUUUGUGCAUUUUGUUUCUUUGUCUCAUUYCUUGUAUUUAUCAAAUGCUGCAAGCUAUACCAUUGUGAUUCACAAUCUGCCCUUGGACACUUACUAAUAAGUUCAGUCUUGUGUGCACUUGCUAUGCUGUUCAAAGAACAAGGCAUUACUGUUCUUGGCCUGUGUUGUGCAUAUGACGUCAUUGUUGUGUGCAAACUAGAUUUUAUCCACUUAGUGAAAAGUAUAUUUUCAACCAAAAAGAAUGGUUCUUCAAAUGGGAACCAGGAUGAUAAGAUGUCUGUCCUUGUAGGACUAUUCUACAGACAGUCAGCUCUAGUGCUUGUUGGCAUAACACUAUURUUAGGUAGAUGGAAUAUCAUGGGAUCAACMACACCUCAUUUUCAAGUAUCUGACAAUCCUGCAUCGUUUGAGAAAUCUUUCCUAGCAAGAGUCGUUAAUUAUAACUACAUUUAUUCAAUCAACUUAUGGAUACUUGCCUGUCCGUACUGGCUCUGCUUUGAUUGGUCAAUGGGCUGCAUUCCUCUCAUUAAGAGUGUUACAGAUAUUAGAAUACUUGGUGUACUGYUGAUGUGGGGUGUGUUAGCUGGUCUCUUAGGAUACUGUCUCCUUGGUGCACCAUCUCGUUAUAGAAGAAUAUGUACAAUGGGAUUAGCGUUCAUUGUGGUACCUUUUCUGCCAGCAUCCAACGUGUUCUUCAGGGUUGGGUUUGUCGUAGCUGAGCGUGUACUGUAUUUGUCAAGUGUUGGUAGUUGUAUUUUGGUUGYUCUUGGAAUAAAAGCUUUAAGUACAAAAUCAUAUCUUAGAAAGUUUGUUUCAUGUGGGAUGUUCACGAUGAUAGUUUGUUUUGCCCUAUGGACCAUCAAAAGAAAUGGUCAAUGGCUUAGUGAAGACUCCUUGUUCUCUUCUGGUGAAGCUGUCUGUCCUCUGAAUGCAAAGGUUCAUUAUAAUAUUGGCAAAGUGCGCUCAAACCAGCAUAAAGAUGAAGAAGCGUUGCGUUACUAUMGACAGGCUGUCAGGCUCAAUCCUACAUAUCACGACGCUUUGAAUAAUUUAGGGAAUCUUUUAAAGGAAAAAGGAGAAAUCACAGAAGCAGAAGGACUGCUCGAACGAGCUGUUCAGUCAAGCCAAACGCUCAGUUCGUUACGCCAUCAAAGUCUAAGGAGGCCCGAUCACACGUUUGCUGCUGGUUGGAUGAAUCUUGGAACUGUCAAGGCCGCCAUGAACAAAAUGGAGGAGUCUGAACUGUGUUAUAAAAACGCUAUACGAUUCAGGAAAAAGUUUCCAGAUGCUUAUUUCAAUCUUGGUAAUUUGUACAUCGACUGGGGAAAAAAUGUAGAAGCUACAGCUGCUUUUAAAAAGGCUGUGAAUCUCAAAAAGACGCAUGUUGGUGCCUGGUUAAACCAUAUACUUUUACUGGACAAGUCAGACAAAAGAGAAGAAGGCAUUUUACUUGCCCGAGAAGCCUUGAAAUACAUCCCCAACGAAGCAUCUAUACAUUUUAACUUAGGGAAUAUGCUGGGACAGGAAAGCAAAUACGAGGAAGCAGAGAAACACUUCUUGAAAGCGAUUAAAAUCAACCCACGUGUUGCGGAAGUACAAGGAAAUUUAGGUGUUCUSUACCAUCGAUGGGGCAAAUUAGAAGAAGCCGGAAARCAGUACGAAAUAGCACUCGGCCUCGACCCUCGUGGAACUAACAUUAGAGAAAACAUUGACAAACUAGAACGGGCCAAAAAGAAAUUAAUAAUGCAAAGAUAGGAAUAUUUUAGAAUUAAGGAUUUUGGAAAUUAUUGUCAUUAUUUAUAUUUAAUACGCGAAGAAAACCUUUUAACUCAAGUGUGGGAAGACGAGAAGGGAGGUAUUAUAUAUUAAUGCAAAAACAACAAAUUAUCAUCUCUCCAAUCUUUUGAUGCUUUGAUAUUGAAUCAUGUCAAGUUGUGAGUUUCAAAGAAAGGAAAAAAUACACAAAACAUUUUCUAUUUACAACAGCACGGAAAAARAAGCAGAAAACUUUACAAUAUGAAUUUUAUUGGUUUGUUCUAGUCUGUUUUACUUUUCUUUUGUGUGUUUGUUUGUUUUUUUCUUGUCUGUAAAGAAUUCUACCAACAAGCAUUYAAAAUAAUAAGCUYAUUUAAAAAAAGGAUUGCUUUUCUUUUAUUUUACUUCACUGUCUUGGAGUAAAAGUAUCAGUAAAUGUCAAAACAAACGGAAUAUUUUACUCUUUACGAAUAAUUCAUUUAUUAAUAAUUUACUAGGUUUUUAACUACAUAAUAAUGUAUAUAUAUAUACCAUUUAAAAACUAUCAAGAGAAAUUCUCAAUAUGUACUGAAACUCUCCAUAUUUUAAGAUAAAAAGCCAAUAAAAACAAUCAAGUUUUGUKGUGUA